CAUAAACCAGCAUAAGUAUUUUAUGUACACAAACGAAUGUCCCAUGUUUUCACAUAAUGUCAACUACAAUAAAGGCAAUGGAAUGGAAAACCGAAGAUUAUGUCGUACAGCGGGGUCCAUAAUUAAAAUGACAUGUUCAUACAUUUUCAAUUUGCGUUCACCUAUUUUCAUGAAAUUCCCUUAUAGUAGUCAAAGCUUAGCUGUUGGCAAAAGUUGACGACACUUGGAUAGCUACGAUGUACUUAAAACAAAAGAUUUAUUCUAUACUGUUAUCCGUGAAUAAGAAGUUUGAGGAGCAAUUUGGGUGGCCAAUAAAAGAGACUACACUAUGCAAAGUAACCGACUAUUUGUACUUACCCAAAGACUCCUCCAGCUUGGCCGUAACCAGAAUUUUAUUUGGUCUAGCGAUGCUUUUCGACAUCCCUGACGAGCGAGGGGGCGCAGCCCUAGGCCGACGCUGGGGUGACCCACGCACGUGCCACUUCCCUCUGUUCCCGUUUUUACAAGCAAUGCCUAUGCCUUACAUGGCCAUAGUGUACGCUUGUCUCUGGUUAGGGGCCCUCGGCAUCAUGCUAGGCUACAAGUACCACGUCAGCUCGUCAACCUUCGCCGUCUGCUACUGGUACCUGCUGCUCAUUGAGAAGAGCUACUGGAACAACCACAGCUACCUCUUCGGUCUGGUCGGGUUACUACUGGCCCACACUGAGGCCAACUGUUACUGGUCAAUGGACACAUGGCUCGACCCUUCACUGAAGAAGCGCACCGUCCCCUACUGGAACUACUUCGUGCUGAAGUUCCAGUUCUUCAUCCUGUACUUCAUGGCUGGUCUGAAGAAAGGCACGGCGGAGUGGCUGGCGGGCUACUCUGUACAGAACCUCAGCGAACAUUGGGUGUUUGGACCUUUCAAACUAUUCUUAACGACGGCACAGACAGAUUAUCUCGUGGUGCACUGGUUCAUCUUCCUAUUUGAUCUGACGGUAGCGGUGUGGAUGAUGUGCGCGAAAAGCCGCCAUGUAGCCAUGUUCUUCUGUGCGCUGUUCCAUCUCAUGAACAGUAGGCUCUUCAGAAUCGGUAUGUUUCCUUGGGUGUGCUUAGCUACGAUGCCAUUAUUUUACCCAUUUGACUGGCCGAAAACUUUGAUGAACCGUUGCAAAACCAAUCUAACAAAAUCAGUGCAAGAUCUAUGCAAACUAUUCGGUUUAGGUCCAGUGGAACACGAAUGUCACUGCCAUCUUAAAAACUCUGAAAUUGAAGAUGAUACUAUCGAUAAUAUCGUUCGAGACUUGAAAGGUGGUGAUUCAGAAACUAAAAUAAAAGAAAUAACUGACAAUUUAGAAGAAAUAAAUACAAAAGCCAAGGAUGUGUGUGAAGACAAGGCAAAACACGAAGGAAAAUAUGAAAAUCGUAAAUUAACUACCGUUCUGAUCGGUUUAUAUGUGAUCAGCCAAUUGUUUUUGCCCUAUUCACAUUUUGUCACGAAGGGGUACAACAAUUGGACAGAUGGUCUGUACGGGUAUUCCUGGGACAUGAUGGUUCACACGUGGGACACUCACUCCAUUAUAGUCAAAGUGGUUGACAACGAGAGGAACUCCGAAUUCUUCGUCGACCCAACUUUAUACACCCUAAACGACAGAUGGACACGCCACGGCGACAUGGUCUACCAGUACGCGAAAUGUUUGAAAGAGAACUUGAAAGAAGAGACUCGUAGAAGGAACAAGAGACCAGUCAUUUCCAAUAACAUAUCUAUUUAUAUCGAUGUUUGGUGCUCAAUGAACGGAAGGUUUACCCAGCGAAUGUUUGAUCCUAAAGUCGACCUUUUAAGAGCUCAUUGGCAUCCCUUUUCAAGGGUACCGUUCUUGAUGCCACUGUUAGAUGAAGCUUUGAGUUGGAGGAGCUAUCUGGAUGAAAUGAAAGAUUAUGUCCAUUCGUGGAACAAUUACAGUGAUGUCAUUUUCCUUGCUGAUUUUCCCGGGUAUGAACUAGAAAAAUACAUUCCCGACGAGCUCCAUAACGUAACGCUGACUAUAUUAGAAGGCAAAGUUGUGUUCGAGCCUGAGGUAACUAAAUUCCAGAACGGGCAAUCUUACCAGCUCACUGAAGGAAACCAGGCCAGAGUGAGCUCAGGAUUAUUUCACAAAUUACUCAAUAUUGGCGAUAAACCAGCCUUUUUCGUGUACACGUUUUACAAUAGUACUGAAAGGGAUUUGAAGAUGACUGAAGUGCCAAAGUCGGAGCCGAAAUUGCCUAUUUUGAAAGAGUUAAUGAGGAGAUUGAAUAGUAUAGUGAUUUUUGGUACCUUGGUGGUGGAGAACAUCUUUCGAUCUGUGUUUAAAGUGUCUCAAUGUCAAUAGGGUUCUUCACUAAAAUGCAGUAUGCCAAGCACGGAGGGUAGAAAAGAAUAAGGUAUAGAUUCUGAUCAGAUUGACAGAUUACACAGGACUAGAUUUAUUGAUAUUUAGGUACCUAAUAAGUUUUUGACAAGUGACUGUACCAUCGGGCCCAGUCUGAUGAUGACUGAUGAUGAAGGGAAGUAUACAAGAACUGUUAUGCAAAUGCCUUUUUUGUUACAUGAUAAACAAAAAAACUUCUCAUGUGUAAAUAAAACUAACUAUAUCUAAGUAGUAAUUAUGAAUUCCGGGACAGUAAUGUGAAAUAACUGGACAGAAAACAACACGCAAAAUUGCGGGACAAUCCCGAGUUUUCUCGCCAUCUGGUAACCCUAAUGUGGUAUUAUAUUAUAUAAUACUUGAACCCAAUUAGAAUAUCCUACUUAAAACCUAUAGUGAAAAUAAUUACUUCAUCUAUAACGAAGUCCCAAAGUCAUCAAGUAAUUAGUAGGUAUGUAGUAUGUUCGACCAAAUUACCUAGGUAAUAGGUAUGUCCGUUUUGCUAAUUGUAUGUUCAAUAAAACCUUUUUGUCUUGUGAGUAAUUUUCCAUGAUGUUUAAUAUAUAUCUUUUCUCAUA
Molecule: messenger RNA, 2965 nt
Organism: Plodia interpunctella (Indianmeal moth)
Lineage: Eukaryota; Metazoa; Arthropoda; Insecta; Lepidoptera; Pyralidae
Gene: GC
Product: gamma-glutamyl carboxylase
Exons: 9
Coding region: 237-2351 (704 amino acids)
Biological process (GO): peptidyl-glutamic acid carboxylation
Molecular function (GO): vitamin binding; gamma-glutamyl carboxylase activity
Source: RefSeq, a predicted model, not a curated record